AUGGCACAACAGGUGAUCGCCUCGCCGUUCAUAAAGCCGUUCUUCCUGAAGGCGCAGGUCAAUGUUGCCACUCCGCUUCGCCAACGCCGACACACGCUCCCUGCUAGCGAGUUUCGCAAUCUCACCCCGGAGGACGCCAUCAGCGUGUUUGAGAUCGAGAGAGAAGCAUUCAUCUCAGUGUCUGGAGAGUGCCCCCUCACCCUUGACGAGGUGCUGGGCUUCCUGAGCCAGUGUGCCGAGCUGUCGCUGGGUUGGUUUGAGGAGGGUCAGCUGGUGGCCUUCAUCAUUGGCUCCAGAUGGGACAAAGAGAGGCUUACUCAAGAGGCCAUGACCGCGCACGUCCCCGGCGCGCCCGCCGUGCACAUCCACGUGCUGUCGGUGCACCGCCACUGCCGGCAGCAGGGCAGGGGCUCGGCGCUGCUGUGGCGCUACCUGCAGCACCUGUGCUGCCUGCCGGGGCUCCGCCGGGCCCUGCUGCUCUGCGAGGCCUUCCUGGUGCCCUUCUACCGCGCCGCCGGCUUCAAGGAGAGGGGCCCCUCUGCCAUCGCCGUGGGAACCCUCCGCUUCAUCGAGAUGGAGUAUACGCUCGCCGGGGCGGCCUACGCUAGGCGGAACAGCCGCUGGUAG
This is a messenger RNA of Megalops cyprinoides (Indo-Pacific tarpon), 627 nucleotides long. RefSeq names its product arylalkylamine N-acetyltransferase 2 (gene aanat2). Gene Ontology annotation, molecular function: aralkylamine N-acetyltransferase activity. The coding region runs from base 1 to 627 and encodes 208 amino acids. NCBI's taxonomy places the organism in Eukaryota, Metazoa, Chordata, Actinopteri, Elopiformes, Megalopidae. The record is from RefSeq and is a predicted model, not a curated record. The transcript is spliced from 3 exons. Gene Ontology annotation, biological process: response to light stimulus; circadian rhythm. Gene Ontology annotation, cellular component: cytoplasm.